Molecule: messenger RNA, 6842 nt
Organism: Closterium sp. NIES-65
Lineage: Eukaryota; Viridiplantae; Streptophyta; Zygnematophyceae; Desmidiales; Closteriaceae
Source: the annotation of a GenBank genome assembly
AUGGCGCGGCCCGCGGAGAUUUUCGCGCCGCUUUUGGACCGUUUGAACGCGCCGCAUCCGUCAGUGAGGCGAUUCACUGUAGACGCCCUCUUCGCGCGAUUCAAGGCGCCGAGCACGGCGCCGCAAACCUGCGCACCCGCGCGCGAGGCGCUGACGGCGUGCCUGACUCAUGCCACGUCAGCCGUGGUGGACCAAUCCGUAACGGCGCUGUGCGGGCUCGUCCAAUCAGGGCACUGCAAGGCGGAUGAAGCGCUGGCGCAUUUGCUGGCGGCGCUGCCAGCAGUGCGGGGGGAGGUGGUGGGGAGUGUGUGCGGGGGGGUGGUGGGGAUGUACGUGUCGUGCGUCAGGGCUGACGUGGCGUGUGCUAAGGGUGACGUGGCGCCUGCAACUAUUGGAGACACGGGACGAGGCGCAUCUGCCUCUGCUUCACCACCUCACCCUCCUCCUCCUCUCCCCUCCUCCUCUCUCCACCACCCCCAUCACCACUACCAAGAUCGGGAGUCCAUGCUGGCAAGCUUAGGCGAGCUCAUGGAUCUAGCCUAUGCCACGUCAUCAUCCACUGAAUCCCAACAAACCCAACACCAGAUCCCCCAAAGCAACCAACCACACCAAUCCCACCACAGCCACCAUCCACACUCGCUCCCCUCCCUCACCACCCGCCUCUCCGCCUGUGCUCUCGCACUCUCUCUUGAGCUGCAAGCCGCCGGCACCACCGCUGCUGGUGCAUCUUCUGCUGCUGCUGCUGGGGCUGCUGCUGCAGCUCCCACUGCUGCUGCCUCUGCUGCUGCUGGUCUGCCCUCCUGCCUCUUCCUCGUUCAAAAGGCCUCUCUGCUGCGAGCGCGGAUUGACUGUCAGAGAGAGGAGGGAGAGAGUGAAAAGGAGGAUGUGGGGAGAAGAGAAGGGGAAGAUUCCAGCAUGGGUGUGGGACAGCUGGGAGGCGUCGGAGGAAUGAGAAGGAUGGGAAGAGAAAGGGGGGAGUCGGAGGAAGCGGAGCAGCAGAGGGGAGGGGAAGGGGAUGCAGUGGAGGUGGUGGGGUUGCUGCGCCUGCUGCUGUGCGGGUUACCAACAGACCAAGACCACAUCGCUGUGCUCGCAGUGCUACAGCACACCCUUACCAAGCUGAAUCGGGGAGCUGCUGCUGAAGCCGCUGAAUCGUCUAGGCGCAAAGGUACACGUGGUGGUGGCGGUACACAGAGUACGGUUCCUCUGCUGCUGCUGCCGCUGCUCCACCUCCUCUCCUUCCCAUCGCCUGCCCUCAAGCAAGAUGCAGCUCGUGCUAUGAAUGCCUGCCUCACUGUUACUGCCACUGCCACUCAGCCUCUCCUCUCCUCGUCCCUGUCACCCUCUGCUGGAUCUGCCAUCGCAAUCGCCUCGGCCCAACGGCAGCGUGGCACGUGGCACUCGCCGGAAACCUGGGCAAAUGAGCCUGUGCCACGUCAGCAUGACCUCGCUGGGUCCUCCCCAAGCGCAGACGUGGAUGAUGAGCUUGCUGACGUGGCAAAGUCGCUGGCGCUUUCAGACGGGAGAAGCACGCUGGCAGGAGCACCAGGUGGGGUGCAUGGGUGCCACGUGUCAGGCUCUAAUAGGUGGCUUCUGGCGCUACAGCAGCAGCUGAAUCAGAUCCGGAAAGAGACAGUGAGAAAGGCAGGGAGGGAAACAUCAGCAGGCAGUGGCAUGAGUCAAUCACUGAUCCUCUCACUCGCAGCUCUCCUCCUCCCACUCUCCACCCUCCACCCGUCCCCCUCCCUCCGCUCCUCCUCCCUCCUCUCCCUCUCCCGCCUUGCCUCCUGUGAGCCUAUCUGGGCUCUCUCCCUGCUGCCAGCUGUCCUCUGGAGUUUGAGCCACGUGGCACAAGAAGGGGUGGGCGGGGAGGGAGAGGUGGGGGGAGAGAGAGGGGUGAAGGAAGGCGGGGGGAGGGGAAGCGGUAACGCGGGCGGCAAGUCUUGUCUUCAAGUGCUCUGCGUCCUGCCGAGCCUUGCGAGGCACUGGCUGGCUGCUGGUCCUGUGGUGCAGGUCCUGACAAAGCUUGCCGGCCAGAAGUCCCGCCCUCUCCUUGCAUUAGUGGCUCUGCGGCUGCUGCAGCAAGCCUGGGCCAUCACCGACCGCAUCUUCCCCUCCCUGCAGCCGCUGCUGAACCUCUUAACCUGCUCUCCCUCUCCCUCCCCGUCCAUUCCCUUCCCCUCCUCCAGUCUCCUUGCAUCUGCGGCUCUGCGGCUGCUGCAGCAAGCCUGGUCCAUCACAGAUCGCAUCUUCCCCUCCCUGCAACCACUGCUGCUGCCGCCCUCCCUCUCCUUCCCCAAAAGCAUAAGAAUAACCAGCACCAGCAGCACAGCUAGCGGUGAUGUGGGGGGAGGAGAGGUGAUGGUGCUGGCAGCAGCAGCAAGCAUACGAGGAGUGUGUUGCCACGAUACGGACCGGGCAGUGCGUCUGGUGCUGUCAGUGCAGGCAGCUAUCGAGUCUCCAAGCCCUCUCGUUGCUGCCUUUGGUUUGGACGCCCUUGCUGCUCUCUGUGCUGCUGAUGCCGUGGAUUUCUUUACGGCGUGGAAAGUGGUGUCCCGAUCACACCCCUCCCUGCCCGCGCAUCCAAUCACGGCUGCCCGUUGGUGCCACCUGCUGCAAUCCGCUGCUCUCGACGCCGCAGCCUAUCCCAACGCGACACGUGGCAUCAUGGAGGGCCUGUGGGAAGCUGCCAGGAAAGGGAGGGAGGGGGAGCUGAUAGAAGGAGGAGGGGGAGGAGGGGGAGAAGGGGAGAGGGAAUGGAGGCAGACUCGUGCUGCUGCGUUCACUGCACUUGCUGCUUUCACGGUAACCCUCCCGCCCACGCAUUCUUCCCAGCUCCUCGUAACAACCUCCGUAUGUCUAGUCCCUCCAGAAGUCACGCUGGAUGACGUCACAGCCACAUGGCCCUACCCCAGUACCCACCUCGUUCAAGCCUUCCUCUCAGAGCCCUGCCCUGCCAUGCGCCAAUCCAUGCUCCCACUGCUCUCCCAACAGGUGGAUGACGUGGCAACCACAUGGCCCUGCCCUGCCAUGCAACAACCCAUGCUCUCCCAACAGGUGGAUGACGUGGCAACCACAUGGCCCUGCCCUGCCAUGCAACAACCCAUGCUCUCCCAACAGGUGGAUGACGUGGCAACCACAUGGCCCUGCCCUGCCAUGCAACAACCCAUGCUCUCCCAACAGGUGGAUGACGUGGCAACCACAUGGCCCUGCCCUGCCAUGCAACAACCCAUGCUCUCCCAACAGGUGGAUGACGUGGCAACCACAUGGCCCUGCCCUGCCAUGCAACAACCCAUGCUCUCCCAACAGGUGGAUGACGUGGCAACCACAUGGCCCUGCCCUGCCAUGCAACAACCCAUGCUCUCCCAACAGGUGGAUGACGUGGCAACCACAUGGCCCUGCCCUGCCAUGCAACAACCCAUGCUCUCCCAACAGGUGGAUGACGUGGCAACCACAUGGCCCUGCCCUGCCAUGCAACAACCCAUGCUCUCCCAACAGGUGGAUGACGUGGCAACCACAUGGCCCUGCCCUGCCAUGCAACAACCCAUGCUCUCCCAACAGGUGGAUGACGUGGCAACCACAUGGCCCUGCCCUGCCAUGCAACAACCCAUGCUCUCCCAACAGGUGGAUGACGUGGCAACCACAUGGCCCUGCCCUGCCAUGCAACAACCCAUGCUCUCCCAACAGGUGGAUGACGUGGCAACCACAUGGCCCUGCCCUGCCAUGCAACAACCCAUGCUCUCCCAACAGGUGGAUGACGUGGCAACCACAUGGCCCUGCCCUGCCAUGCAACAACCCAUGCUCUCCCAACAGGUGGAUGACGUGGAUGACGUGGCAACCUCAUGGCCCAGCACCAUCGUUCAAGCCUUCCUCUCAGAGCCCUGCACCUCCGUGCGACAACCCGUGCUCUCCUUGCACACCAACCUUGCCCACUCUCAACACAGGACCCGGCCCACACAACCCGGACCCGGGGUGGAUGACGUGGCAACCACAUGGCCCUACCCCAGCACCCACCUGCUUCGAGCCUUCCUCUCAGAGCCCUCUCCUUCCGUGCGGCAAGCCAUGCUCCCCCUGCUUACCAAACUGGCAGACUAUCAACACAGGACCCGACCCCGGGGUCGGAGGGCUGUGGUGGUGGGCGGAGGAGAGGGGGCGGAGGGUGAUGUGGCGUCUGCUGCCACGUCAGCCGGUGCGCCUGGUGGCGCCACGUGGCGGUCGAACAAGCUCCUGGCGGCGCUGCCCCGGCUGCUGUGUCCGGAGAGCUUCGGCGGCCGCAAGGGAAAAGAUGGACUUGAUGUACCUGCUGCCGCCUUGCUGCUGGUGCCGCCACCACCGCCAGAGCCGCUGUCAGGCGCAUCUGCUGGGAGUGUCAGGCAGGCGCGGGUAGACCUGGAGAAGGCUCUCAAGGAAAGAGACGCACACUUCCACCGCAUCUUCCUGGAAACUUCUCAGUCUCUCAGCCGCCCGGCCUUCUUCCCGCUGGUGCUCUCCUCGCUCGCCGCCUGGACCCACUUCAUGCGCCAAUGGUAUCGCGCCAGGUGUCGCCUUCUGCACGCCACAGCCGCCGCCGCCCCUGCUGGUGGUGCUGCUACAGCUGCUGCAGCAGUGGGAGGCACAGAGACAGGGAUAGGGGGAGCAGCAGGGGGAGGGGGAUUAGUGGGAGCUGUUCCUCCUGGCGACGUGCCGGCAGCAGCAGCAAGGGGGCUAUGGACAACAGUAACCCAAGGGUUCGACAGCGGUGUUCCAAUGCAGGCAGAGAACAGUGCUCUCGCCCUCGCCGCUCUCUGCCAAGCCUUGCCGCCCGCCCUCCACCCCCUUGUAGCCUCUGCUGCUGAUCUGCUCCGAGGGAGGCUCAAAGAUGGGGGGACGAGUGCGGGAUGGGGGGUGGAAGAGACGGGGGAAGGGGAAGAGGAGAGAAGGGGAGGGGGAGGGGGAGGGGGAGUGGGGAGGAGAGGGGGAGUGGGUAGGGAAGGGAGGGGGGUGGGUGGUGCAGGGUGGGUGGCGGUGAGUGGGUGGGCGGAUGCUCUAGCACUGGGGGCUGUGGGAGGGUGCCUUCAUGCCACAGAUGCCCACAUGCGACUGAGAAUAGCCAUUCUUCACACCAGGAUUCUCAACCAAUCAGGAGCCGACAGCUCGCUCCGCUUCGCAGCUGCUGUUUCCCUCGGGACCAUCGCAGCGCGCCAGGUGGCGCUCUCCCAUUCGUCAACCACAGAAGGCACCAGCACCAGCGACAGCACCAGUGGCAAGAGUGCUGACUCAGCAUCUGCUGCAGCAGCGACAGCUGUGCGAACGCUCUGCGCUGUGAUUGCUUUGUUAGGCAUUGCUAUUCUCACCUCCUCCCUCACCUGCUCUUCCUCCUCCUCUUCCUCUUCCUCCUCCUCUUCCUCUUCUUCCUCCACUUCCUCCUCACACCUCUCCCUCCUUCACUCCUUCGCCUCACUUCUCUUCCAGUGGACUCAAGCCUUUGCUCACUCGCUCACAUUGAACCAGAAUGUACCUUCCCCAGGCAAACCUUCCUCAGUUGUACCUCCCCCACUAGUGGACGGCUGGGGUGACCCCAUCGCCCCACCCACCCCGCCAUCCCCCUUGGACUCUCCCUCGGCCAGCUACGUGCCGCCACCUGUCCUCGCAGCAGCAGCUGCACUGGCACUGCCCUUGAUCGCAGAGGACGCGCUGCAGUCAUUGGUCGAGGCGUACCGGCGCGACUGCCACGUCAGUGUCAAGCGCCAGGCUGGCUGGGCGCUGGCGCUCUGCGUGGAAGCUUCUCGGAAACUCUCGGGCGAAGGGGAUGAGGAGGAGGAAGAUGAGGAUGAUGAGGAGGGCGGGGGGUGGGGAGGAGGAGUCGGAGGAGGAGGAGGAGGAGGAGGAGGAGGAGGAGGAGGAGGAGGAGGAGGAGGAGGAGGAGGAGGAGGAGGAGGAGGAGGAGGAGGAGGAGGAGGAGGAGGAGGAGGAGGAGGAGGAGGAGGAAGAGGGGUAGGGGGAAGUGGAGGUGGGAGUGGAGGGAGGAGGGGAGGAGGGGGAGAGGAGAAGCAGUGGUUGCUGAAUCAAUUCCCGGCUGAUAGUGUGGUGCGGCUGCUGGCAUCUUGGUUGUUGGAGCGGAGUCUACACGUGGGGGCAGGAGCGGGCAGCCUGUGGGAUACUGCCAGCGUGCCAGCUGUCGCAUCCUCAUUGGCCCUCCUCUCCAACGCCCCUCGAAUCCCCUCUUUAGACUGGGCCUCCAUCCUCCACCGCUUCCUCCGCAGAGCCUCCUCCGGGACUAUUCCCGCCUCCCAUGCUGCCCUGCUGCUCCUCCCUCUCUCCGCUGCUGCUUCAGCAGCGGCAGCAGGGCCACUGGGAGGAGGGUCUGUAGAGGCAUCAGUAGCAGGAGGUAUUUCAGCAGCAGCAGGAGCAACGGCAGAUGCAGACAAUCUACGCUGUGCGUGCCUCCACUUCGCCGCCCACCGCGGGAUCAUCCCCUUCCUCGAUGACCUCACCGCUGACGUCAGCAGGCUCGUCCAGCUGGCGCCGGCGGUGCAGCGAGCGCUGCUGUCGCGACACCUGGCGGCCGUGGUGCGGCUGUUCUCCCAGGAAAGAUCCCGGAAGCUUCUGAGGGAUGUGAUGGGGCUGGUGAGAACGUACAUGGCUGCUGCUUCUGGUGCCGCUGCUGCCUCCGCCGCUGCUCGUACCGCCGCUGCUGGUGCUGCUGCAGCUGGUGGUGGUGGUGGUGGUGGUGGUGGUGGUGGUGGUGGUGGUGGUGGUGCUGCUGCUGCUGCUGCUGCUGCUGCUGCUGCUGCUGCUGCUGCUGCUGCUGAUGGAUCAGGCGUAGGAUCAGAGGAAGGUAAAGAAGAGGCCACUUCAGAGUG